UGCUACUUCUGGAAUCCGUGUUGGAGAACUAUGAUUGUUAUGGACGGCAGUUUUGCAGUUAUGACCAAACUGGAGGCUCUGGAUUUGUCCUUUAACAACUUAACCCGUGUUCCCACAGGAUUACCUCCAUCAUUAACAAUGUUAAUGCUGGGUUCUAACAAAAUACCCUACAUAUCUGAAGAUGAUUUCCAUGGAUUACAUAAUUUAAAAAUCCUAAAAAUACAAGGGAACUGUCCAAGAUGUCAAAAUGCUCCAUAUCCCUGUGUGCCUUGCCAAAAGACUUCUCUUGGCAUCCAUCCUUAUGCAUUUCACAAUCUAACACAGCUUGAGACACUGCACCUGGGAGGAAACUCAUUGACCUACCUGAAUGCUUCCUGGUUUGAGAGGUUGAAUAAGCUUAAACAACUGUUCCUGUCAUUUAACUUCUUGCAAAAAGCAAUUACUGGAGAAGCUAAAUUUCUAACAUACGUUACCAAGCUAGAAAAGAUUGAUCUCUCUUUUAACUUUGCUCUCAAGCUCUACCCUACAACAUUAUAUCUUUCAAAAAACUUUCAAAAACUCCAGUCACUGAGAACUUUGCAUUUGGAAGGUUUGGUGUUCCAGACUAUUGUACAAGACACACUCAGCCCUCUGUACGGGCUCCGGAAUCUGUCUGCGCUGAAUUUAGGGACUAACUUCAUUAUUAAAUCUGAUUCCAAAAUUUUCAGCAAAUUCCAACAGCUGAAAAUGAUAUACCUUGCAGAAAACAGGCUAUAUCCCAGUCCAGUGAAAAGUAUCGCUAAUCCGAGUGAUGGAUUCCAUCAGCGCUUGGACCUUUCUAUUUCACCUUACAUAAAACCACAUACAGACUUUGCUUACGAUGUAUCACAUAGUCUUAUCAAGCAAGAGUGCUUUGACUCUGGUCGAGUGCUAAUCCUCAGCUCAAAUAAUCUGUUCUUCAUUUCUCCAAAACAAUUUGAGGGCUAUGGAAAUAUUGCAUGUCUCAACCUCUCAGGAAACGGAUUUUCGGCAGCACUUAAUGGCACAGAGUUUUCUUCACUGCCUAAUCUGACCUACCUGGACCUGUCAUUCAAUAAAAUAGAUCUUGCAUAUGACAAUGCCUUCAUAGAACUACAGAAACUAAAAGUACUAGACCUCAGUUAUAAUCCGCACUACUUCAAAUCAACGGGGGUAACACAUAAUUUGAAUUUCAUGAAAAAUCUGCCUGCUCUGAGAGUGCUGAAUAUGAGUCAUAACGCAAUUUCCAUCUUAACAACAAAACAGAUGCACAGCAAAUCAUUAUCUGAACUUCAGUUUACAGAUAAUAAUCUUGGGACUCUUUGGAAAGAGAGAGAUGGCUCAUAUGAGAUGCUUUUUACUAAUCUUACUAAUCUGACAAUUUUAGAUAUAUCCCAAAACAGAAUAACAAAGAUUCCAGAUAAUGUUUAUGAACGUUUGCCACAUAAUCUCACCAAACUACGCAUAAGCGGUAACUCCCUCACUGAUUUUAAAUGGAACAGACUGAAGUGUUUUCAUCAACUUCAAAUUUUAGACCUGAGUUUUAAUUCUUUAUCUCAUGUGAAAGGUAUAAACUCAAACAUCACCCAAAGUUUGACUUUCCUUGAUCUGAGUCAUAACCACAUUUUCCACUUGGAUGAUGGAUUUAUAAAGGGUCCGAAAAGCCUUACAACUCUUAGCCUUAGCAACAAUAAACUGACCACAAUCAAUCAAUCUACCCUCCUGUCAAUAUCAAAUAAUCAGAUUAAGACUUUGUUCUUGCAGCAAAACCCAUUCCAGUGUACCUGUUAUUCAUUUGAGUUCAUUCUGUGGAUUGAAAAUAGUAAUGUAAAGAUCCCGAGACUGACCACUAAGGUGAAAUGUGCCACACCAGAAAACCAGAAGGGUAGAGCACUAAUAUACUUUGACAUUAACCAGUGUGUUAAUGACAGUCAGGCAUUCCAGAUCUACAUUCUUAUCACUUCCUUUAUUUUUGCUUUUAUGUUUGUGACAACUGUUGCUCACUUAUUUUACUGGGAUGCUUCAUAUGUCGUACACUUUAUGAAAGCUAGGUUAAAGGGAUACAGAUCCUUGAACUCACCAGAGAGUGUUUAUGAUGUCUUUGUGACUUAUGACACCAGAGAUCCACAUGUCUCUGAGUGGGUGAUGAAAAAUCUGCGGGUGAAACUGGAAGAGGAAGGAGAGACACAUCUCCCUUUAUGUCUGGAGGAGAGGGAUUGGCCCCUAGGAGUCCCCCUGGUGGACAACCUCACUCAGAGCAUCCAAUACAGUCGCAAGACCCUUUUUGUCUUAACAGAGGGCUACGUUAAGACUGGGGUUUUCAAGCUAGCAAUGUAUCUGGCCCAUCAAAGACUGCUGGAUGAAAAUGUGGAUGUGAUUGUGCUGCUGAUGCUAGAGCCCGUCCUACAGCACUCUCACUUCCUCCGUCUGAGGAGGAGGCUGUGUGAGAAAAGUGUUGUAGAGUGGCCGAGAACAGCAGCUGCAGAGGCUUGGUUUUGGCAAAAUCUGCGGAGUGUUGUCAGAGUAGACAAUCAGAUUAUGUACAACAAGACUUAUUCAAAGUACUUCACCAACAAGUGAAACAGGACAAAGAUCAAUGCUGACUGUCCGGGAAUGAUUUAUACAUAUGUGAAGAGUAACAUCUGUAACUUGUUUUUAAACCACUGUCCUAUAGCAAUGCUGGUUUGGUUCUUCACACUAUUAUCAUUCUGCCUGACAAGAAUACAAGACAACGGAAGAUAUGAUUCCUUAAGUUUUGUAGUGUGUUAAAGCUACAAUGCUUCUGAAUCUCUUGUACAUUAAUAAAUCUGUUAAUUCAAAACCUGUGUCAUUUUGUAGAUGCAAAUGUUUCAAUCUAUUAUCUUAACCUAGAAAAUACUGUUCAGGUCUACCUACAAAAGGGAAAUGUACUGUGCACAUCAC
Messenger RNA from Lates calcarifer (barramundi perch), 2919 nucleotides. Its product is annotated as toll-like receptor 8. Gene Ontology annotation, cellular component: plasma membrane. Lineage: Eukaryota; Metazoa; Chordata; Actinopteri; Centropomidae. Gene Ontology annotation, molecular function: protein binding; transmembrane signaling receptor activity; pattern recognition receptor activity. The record is from RefSeq and is a predicted model, not a curated record. Gene Ontology annotation, biological process: canonical NF-kappaB signal transduction; positive regulation of interleukin-6 production; toll-like receptor signaling pathway.